AUGGCAUCCAUCAUGGAGGGGGGCCUACUGCCCAUGAUUAAAUGCUCCAAUUGUGGAAUGAGCGUGGAAAUCUCCUCCAUGGGCGAUCAUGUGUGCGUUAAACCAAUGCCAGCGACUCCUUCCCCCUCUCAAUCCCCUCCGCCGCCCCCGCCCAAAUCAGACAAUGUGUUACCCUCCAGAACUCCCAGCGAUGCCUGGGCCUCCAAGUCUGGGAGGUCCGGCCCCCCGCCUCGCAUUGACCCUGCAAUGGCCAAUCGUCCCUUCUUGAACCCCGCAAGCCCGAUUGCCAACCACGACCCGUUGGUCCCCUCCCCUCUUUCCACGUCUUCAGGUCAGCGAUCGCCGUUCAGAGCGCUCCAGCGCAGCCAGACCUCUCCAUUGCCCGACGAACCGCAAUCGCCGGAUUCGAUUAACCUGGAAACCGCGUUUGCGACGUUCCCCUUACCCCGUUCCAUGUCGGACAGACGCCCGGGUGGUAUGUCGAACGUAAAGGAUCCCAGAUCAGCACCACCAAUGCCAUCAGCUCGAUUAGCGCCUGCAUUGGACGGAAAUGCACUGGAUGACGAUAUGCCUCCGCCACCGCUCCCGAAAGAUGACGCUCCGGCAACGGCCAUGGGCGUUGGGCAUAGACAUGGCGCUUCGAUAGACAGCAAAAGCAGCUACCGGACAUCGCUGGCAAGCACACGAUAUGGAGACAAUAGGAAUUCCAAGCGGUCGACUGCCAUGUCGAGCCGCCGCCCUUCGUUCGGAAGCGUCGCGCGCGACCCGUACAAGUUCGUGGAUGAUGCUCCCCCGGUGCCGUCUGCUGCACCGCAACAACUUCUGCGCCCCUCCCGGAUUUCGGACACCUCAGUGGCCGGAGUCGCGGACAAGCGUGAAGGCAGGGGUGAAAUAUACAGUGGCUUCGAUUUUGGGGUGUCGGAACGGCCGACGAGCGCCAAGGCUGAGAUUGACCAUGUCAAUGCGAGCGCACUCCGAGUCUCCUCGCAUACCAACAGCAACUCCGAUCGUCUGAGCAGCAACCGCGGCUCAGCAGAGUUGUUCUUCCAAAGCCCGUCCCAGAGUUCCUAUGGACCCCCGCUGGACUUUGAGCUACCCAACGAGCCGCUGGCUUCGCCUGCCACCCCGGCCAACGGGGAGUACAAGGCCUUCAAGCCACAGAGCUCUGAAUUUCUCCAACCAGCAGACGCUGAAUCUGGUCGCACCAACGAGCGGGAUAGCAACCAGAGGAAGGAUUCUGAUUCAACCAGUGAGGGAAACAACUCCGUCUCCAACUUCGCACGAGCAUUGGGACUAGAGGUCGACCACACCGCGAAUGAUUCAAUCACCUCGUCGGAUUCCUCGCCGUCCGACACCACCAGGAGUGGAACGUCUCUAUCUAGUCUGCCAUCGGAAGCCAGCAUGUCCCGACAGAAACCCUCAGACCAGGGUCGUCUGGGCCCUGUUGUGGAGGAAGAGAAGAAGUCUCAGCAGCCUGUGCUGGACGAACCGGUCCUCGAAAGUCCGACGGAGCUCGAGCCCCCUCGCAUUCCAGAGGCCUUAUUCAGCCCGGACUCGCCAACUGACCCUGCCAUUAGUCAGGGUAGCCUGUCGCUUGUUGCUGAAAAGAAACCCCGACGUCCUGAGGAGGAGAGCCCACCACGGCAAGAGGUGGUGCGUUCUGCGACGGCACCGCAGCCCCGACCCUCACCUCGGCCCAAGGGCCCGUGCCGUGGUUGUGGUGAAAUGAUUAUGGGCAAGUCCGUGUCAUCGGCCGAUGGCCGUCUGACGGGUCGAUACCACCGCGCCUGUUUCGUGUGCUUCCAGUGCCGGACGCCGUUCCAGACGGCCGACUUUUACGUCCUGGAGGACCGUCCCUAUUGUGCCCAGCACUAUCACGAACGCAACGGCUCCCUUUGCCAAACCUGCCAUACUGGCAUUGAGGGUCAGUAUCUUGAGACUGUUGAACGCCGUGGCCGUGGGCCCGCAGAUCGUCAGAAGUUCCACCCAGACUGCCUGAAAUGCCGCACCUGCCAGAUUCCCCUGAAGGGAGAUUACUUUGAAUGGUAUGGCCAGGUUUACUGCGAACGUGACGCCCGACGGGCGGCAGCUGCUACGCCACCACCCCCUCGUCCUCGCCGUCCAACCAUGCCCUCGUCUCCGUUAGCCCCGUCCGGCCGUGGAUACCCCCCACCGCCCCCAGGGUACAUGGGCCCUCCCGGCCCUGGUCCUAACGGCUUUGGACCGCCUCGUGGACGGGGUCGUGGUCUGCGACCCCCCGGCCCAGUCGAUGGGCCGUACGCAGCGGCGGGACCUCUUCCUCCCGCGCGACGCUUCCCGGAGCGCCGGACUACCAGGUUGAUGAUGAUAUGA
Aspergillus luchuensis is the source of this 2352-nucleotide messenger RNA. RefSeq lists its product as uncharacterized. The record is from RefSeq and is a predicted model, not a curated record. The transcript is spliced from 3 exons. Bases 1 to 2352 code for a protein of 783 amino acids. Lineage: Eukaryota; Fungi; Ascomycota; Eurotiomycetes; Eurotiales; Aspergillaceae.